Messenger RNA from Notothenia coriiceps (black rockcod), 3067 nucleotides. RefSeq names its product BCL2 associated athanogene 2 (gene bag2). Gene Ontology annotation, molecular function: protein-folding chaperone binding; adenyl-nucleotide exchange factor activity. Gene Ontology annotation, biological process: protein stabilization. The transcript is spliced from 3 exons. The coding region runs from base 180 to 806 and encodes 208 amino acids. Lineage: Eukaryota; Metazoa; Chordata; Actinopteri; Perciformes; Nototheniidae. The record is from RefSeq and is a predicted model, not a curated record.
CACUGUAUCUGGACUCCUCGGGAAGCUUCUGUGAGUGAAAGAAGCCGCAGCCCAUGUUAGGAAAUGUUCUCCCUGGGGCGCUGCUGCAAUCAGCUGGACGGAGAGGAGUGUUGAUCGCACACAGGAUUUCUCCCCGGCACGGAUCUUAACAAUCAUCAUAUUAAAAAGCAUUCACCAACAUGGCUCAAGCUAAAAUACAGGCGAAAAUGAACGACGCUAUGGGCAGCAAGUUCAGCAGGACGCUGUCCAUGGCAGAUCGCUCCGGACAACUCCUGGAAAGUUUGGAUCAGCUGGAAAUGAGGGUGGAGGCUUUACGCGAAACAGCAUCGGCCAUGGAGCAGGAGAGGGAGCUGAUCCUGGAAACGAUCCAGUCCAUCCAGAACGGACAGGAGCUGAGAAACGUCUCUCAAGGGGAGAGAGAAGAGUUGUCUCUAACUGCCAACCGUCUGAUGGGCCGGGCGCUGUGUGUGGAGGUCUCUGUUGGCACCAUCAGGAACUCCCAGCAGGAGGAGGCCCUGCGCAACGCCAAUUCUUUAAUCGAUGAAAUAGUGAGGAAGUUGCUUGAUGACAUGAACAGCGGGCGUGAGCGACUGCUGGCCGUGUACGCAGCCUGUGUGACCGAGGCCCCCCCCGUCCCCAUCGACCAGAAGUUUCAGGCCCUAGUGAUCAGCUGUGCUCUGGAGGACCAGAAGAAGAUCAAGAGGAGGCUCGAGACUUUGGUGAGGAACGUUGAAAAUGCUGGAAAGAACAUCAAGAUUAUGGAUCACCAGAAACUGGAGGACCCACAAGCCAAUGGCUGUCAGUAACACCAGUCAACAAAUCAAAAUGCUUCUUUUAUGCCACUAACCUCACCAAGAACUGUUAUUAUCUUAUACUAAUGUUCUACAAGUAGCAGCAAGACCAGUACAUUGGGGAAAUUACAAUGAUACUGAACAUUAGGGCCAAAAAUACAGUAACUCAUACUGAGGGAGGUGUUACCUUCAAAUUAUUGCCAUUUACACUGAAUCUCUUAAUAUAGAUUAUUUAGUGUGUAUUUCCAGUUCACAAUGUGUGAUCACAUAAUGCACUUACGUAAGAAAGACACAAUGUUAUAGAGCCCCAUUAGAGGUAGUCACAGUUCUUAGUAAAACCAAAUGUAUGACAAUGAAUCUAAUGAAAGUAUUUCCUGUUUCAUUGUAUCACCUUGGUAACUGUUUUGGUUGUGUGUAAACUACCUCUGUGUGAAAGCAACACCAAUCACAUUUAGCUGUGGGUUUUUUUGUUCACAUUUGCACAAAGUAAUUUUGAUGUCAGAUUGUACAUGUAUGUCAAAAACAUAAUAAAAAAUACAUCUCUUAAAUGUUAAGGAAAGACGUCUUCUGUCACAAUAGAGGAAGCUGGGACAUCUUAGCGUAUGAACAAUGGCAAUGAUCAAAAUGCAAAAACAUAUUUUAUUGUUAAGUUUUGUUUAAAAGAGAAAUAUUAUCACUUGGAAUUAGACACUGGAUGCUCAAGAAAAAAGUAAAGUUUUAUUAAUGUCAUAUAACCAUCAACUCCCCACCACAAACAUAAUAUUGGGUGUGCAGUUGUGUGGCACACUUCAAAGCUGUUAUACUUUUUUUUUUUCACUGUUAAAAACAAAAAUCCAACAAUGAGUGUUGUCUUUGUCAGUCUGAAAGCAAACAUCUAAAUGUGUGAGAUUGAUUCAUGAAGUGUGAUAAGGUAUAUUAACACAAAGAUCAUUACAACACCUGAGUGACAGCACAUAAGUAUGGUUAGUUUUAACUUAUGGUUCUUUAAGAUUAUAUGCCAUCUUAAUGAUAAAGUGCGCUAUAUCCAUUCAGUCAAAAAGCAAAAAAGGCAAAGUACACACGAUGUUACAAAGCUCAGGAAACAAUUAUUUACAGAUUUACUGUGCAGGCAGUUUUAAACAAACAGCAAGAGUAGGGAUUAAAAUGGGAAGAAUGUAAACAAGGACGACUCAUUGUAACCGCGGUUCAACAGUCACUGAUGUGGAAAAAAAGGCUUGCAUGCAUUAUAGUUAAGACACACUCUUCCCCCCCCCCUCAAAACAGUGCAACCAAAUGAGAACUCCUAAAUUGUGACACAAUAAACUGUAACAUCUUAAAAGCACCUGUUGGGAUUUUCACAACCGUCUUAUCUAAAUGUCUUGAGAAUUACGUUUUUUUAAUCUUUUAAAUCUGGGAAAAGCUUAUAGCAAUAAUCAGAGAUCUGUAAAUCGAGCAUGUUUACUCCCAGUUGUCCAAUUGCAUGUAAAACAUUCAAAUAAUUCAUAUGCAAAUGUUCAAAUUGUCUGUUAGUGGCCUUUUCCACAUCACCACAUUCUUUUUGUGCUUAGGAAGCUGACGUCUUUCAGAUAAUGAGCUUUAGGAAAACCUGAUGCAGACAAGGCAGUAUCAUAGAGUUCUCAGCUAGCUGUUUUGAGGUCUGGGAAUUAGUUUAGAGAUCUUUUAAGUACCCUUGUGUAUUGAGAAAAAACGGAAUUUUCUUGCAUAUUCAAGCACACCCAAGCAAAAGAUCCCAUCCUGAAGAUCGGCUUUUCGUACCGACACUACUGAUAUCGACAUUUACAAAAUAAAUUGAUUACAUACUGCAGAAGCCAAACCAUUGAAUCAAAAACAAGAAAUUAAACCAUGCUUAGUGAUUGAAAUGUUAAAAAUAUAGUGUUUGAAAUAAUAAAAAUAGAGCUGUGUCGUCUAAAUAAUAGUUUUUAGUCUGCGACUUACCACGUGUAAUUCAAAGCUGUACCAAAGUUAAAGAAAAAGCCCAAUUAAAUAUGUAAACAACUGCAAUCAAAAACGCAUCGCUAUAACUGCGACUCGCGUUUUACAUCUGUGAAAGUGUUGAUUAACAAACCCUCAAACAAGCUGUAAGCAGACAUAGAUAAGACCAGUUAGUGUUUCAUAUUUGGUUAUACGUAAAAGCACAUUCUAUUAUUGUAUGAUACAUCCAUGUCACUGCAGUGUUCAUAUUUAUCUACAGCUCGGAAAGAGGGAAUUUGGCACUAUGUCAACACUUCAGUGAAAAUAUCACUCAACACUAGUGAUUCGUACAAAAAUACUUCUGC